Sarcophilus harrisii (Tasmanian devil) is the source of this 2457-nucleotide messenger RNA. RefSeq names its product zinc finger protein 2-like. The record is from RefSeq and is a predicted model, not a curated record. The transcript is spliced from 5 exons. Lineage: Eukaryota; Metazoa; Chordata; Mammalia; Dasyuromorphia; Dasyuridae. Bases 964 to 2235 code for a protein of 423 amino acids. Gene Ontology annotation, biological process: negative regulation of transcription by RNA polymerase II. Gene Ontology annotation, molecular function: RNA polymerase II cis-regulatory region sequence-specific DNA binding; DNA-binding transcription repressor activity, RNA polymerase II-specific.
CACACUGACUUUUUCUCAGGCAUUUUCCCUGGAAAAAUUUUCCCAUCCCUUUUGCCUAGAAUGCUCAGUCCUGGUCCCCAACUUCCAACUUUCCUGGCUUCCUUUAAGUCUUAGCUCAAAUUCCAGUUUUUGUACAAAGUCUUUCCUUAGAGUCCCUAAAUGUAGUAUUCUUAUAUCCAAGUUAUCCUAUAAAUAUCUUAUUUAUACAUAGUAUUUUGCAUAUUGUCUCCUCCUUGACUAUAGUGAGUUCAUAGAGACAGUAUCUUUGACUUUGUAUCAUCUGCUCUUAGUACAAUGCAUGGCAUGUAAAUGCUUAGACUUGACAUAUAUAUUUGAAUGGGAAAAAUUCUUUAAAUGGGCUAGUGAUGCUUUGUUAAUAGGGAAAAUAGGAGUAAGCUGAAUAAUUCAAGUUCUGAAAUGCAGCCCCUAUACAUUUGAAUCUGUGAAAUCUAAUUACACUUUAGAGUUGUUCCAUUUCCAGUGGUUGACUUUAGGUCGCAUACCAAUGAAAAGAUGUCCAUUACAGAAGAAUGUACUUGAAAAUGUUAAGAUAUUGCUGCGACUUCUGUGGCUGAGUUUCUGUGACUUGUCAGGCUAAGGCACCAUUCUUAGAAAUGAUCUCUCACUAACAACCUUCCACGCCCAGCUGCUUCAUCCUCAAGGUAAUGCAAAGGCCUUGACAGAAAUAGAGACUACAUUUCCCAGAACUCGUGGAGCUACAUGGCCUCCCAUUCAGACUCGAUUUCCCAGAAUCCAUCUUCAGGACGGACUGGGGCGGAGCCCUCUGGGAAAUGUAGUCCGAGAGUGGAAUUUGGGGCGGCUUGAAGUGGUAACGGGUGCGCAGGCGUGAUAGCGUGUUGGACCCGAAGUGUAGGACUUUGGACCAUCCUAGGUCUAGAGCCCUGCAUUCUCAAGACUGCCUUUAUUUAAGAGGGUAAUCAAGAAGAAGAAGGAGGAGGAGAAAUGGCUCCCAUGUUCCUGACAGCCAGGUCCCAGGAAUCAGUUACAUUCAAGGAUGUAGCAGUGAACUUCACCCAAGAAGAAUGGCAGCAACUGAACCCUGUCCAGAGGGACCUCUACAGGGAUGUAAUGCUGGAGAACUACAGAAACCUCAUUUCACUGGGGCUUCCCAUUUCUAAACCUGAUGUGAUUUUCCAAUUGGAGCAAGGGGAAGAGCCUUGGAUAUUUGAUUUACAAGGAACUGAAGAAAAAACAGUUCCAAGAAAUACUUCUCUAGUUUCAGGCUGGGAAUAUAUUCCUGAAAUCCAGAAAUCAGUUCCAAAGCAAAACAUUUCUGAAGAAGAAGGAUCACCAGACACAUUAACAGAAAGAAUUGGAGGAGAGAUUUCUGUAUCUGAGGACAGAUUUGAGAAUCAAAGAGAAAACUUUGAAGGAAAGACAAAAGAAAAACCCCUUUCUCAUGAGAAAAGUUUCAAGCAAAUAUCAAUAACUCCUACCAAAAUAAACACUAAAGAGAGAGGCCAUGAAUGUAAUCAGUGCAGGAAAUCCUUUUUUGAUCGUUCUUCCCUUAAUCGACAUCAGAGAACUCAUACUGGGGAGAAACCUUAUGAAUGUAAAGAAUGUGGGAAAACCUUCAGCCAUAGCAGCAGCCUUCGGAGACAUGAGAUGACCCACACAGGAGAAAGUCCCUAUGAAUGUAGUGAAUGUAGGAAAGCUUUCUAUGACCGUUCAUCUCUUGCUGUGCAUGAGAGAAUUCAUACUGGAGAGAAGCCAUAUGAAUGUGAUGACUGUGGGAAAGCCUUCUUUGACAGAUCAUCUCUCACUCGACAUCAAAGGAUUCAUACUGGUGAGAGUCCCUAUGAAUGUAAUGAAUGUGGGAAAGCCUUUAGUCAAAAAAGCAUACUUACUCGACAUCAGCUAACACAUACAGGAGAGAAACCCUAUGAGUGUAAUGAAUGUGAAAAAGCAUUCUUUGGCCUCUCAUCCCUUAUUCGACAUCAAAGGACUCAUACUGGAGAGACUCCCUUUAAAUGUAAUGAAUGUGGGAAAGCCUUUUUUGAUCGCUCAUCCCUUACUCAACAUCAGAAAAUUCAUAGUAAAGAGAAGCCCUUUGAGUGCAAUGAAUGUGGGAAAGCCUUCAAUCAAAGAAGUCAUCUUAACCGCCAUCAGAGAACUCAUACUGGAGAGAAACCCUAUGAAUGUAGUGUAUGUGGAAAAGUUUUCAGUAGCAAGUCAUCUGUUAUCCAACAUCAACGACGUUAUGCCAAAGAAUAACCCUGGGACUAUUAUGAAUUUGGGGAAAACUUCAUUUAUCCUUUUCACUUUAUUCUAUUACCAAUAUUUAAGUUGACCCCAUUGAAAUAUUAAGAUGGGGCGAUCUAUCUUAAAUGUUUCUUAAAUCUGCUACCUUUUCUGGCUACUGUUCUAUUUUUUCUCCUUUCUUUUGCCUCCUAAUUUCUUGAACAAAUGGCAUAAAGGUACCAUAUCAUAAAUUGA